This is a messenger RNA of Danio rerio (zebrafish), 8616 nucleotides long. The record is from RefSeq and is a predicted model, not a curated record. NCBI's taxonomy places the organism in Eukaryota, Metazoa, Chordata, Actinopteri, Cypriniformes, Danionidae.
CGAUUCACUGCUGAUUCGAGCAGCGCUAGCGGAAACGUCAUGAAGUGACAGCAGUGAGCGGAGCCGCAGCCGCCCGUUUCCCUUCGAGCAGCGACGCGGAUCCAGAGCAUCGAACCCAGAGUCCGUGCGGUCCAGCAGACACCGAAUCCCGGCCUAGCCAUGGACGAGCAGGCGGGCCCCGGUGUGUUCUUUAACAACAACAACAAUUCGGUUCUCCCCGGCGGAGCGAAAGCGCCUCAGCCGGGCGACGGCGGUGGAGAGGCGGCCCGCGCGCACUACAGUAUCCCGGGGAUCCUGCACUUUCUGCAGCACGAGUGGGCCCGGUUCGAGCUGGAGCGCGCGCAGUGGGAGGUGGAACGCGCAGAGCUGCAGGCUCAGAUCGCGUUCCUGCAGGGCGAGAGGAAAGGCCAGGAGAACCUGAAGAAAGAUCUGGUGCGGAGGAUAAAAAUGCUGGAGUACGCUCUCAAGCAGGAGAGGGCCAAAUUCCACAAGCUGAAGUACGGCACCGAACUCAACCAGGGGGACAUGAAGCCGCCCAGCUACGACUCCGAUGACGGCAAUGAGAACGAGGCUCUUCCGGAACCGGCAAACAGUCAACUGAGCUGGAAACAGGGGAGACAACUGCUGCGCCAGUAUCUGCAGGAGGUGGGCUACACAGACACUAUUCUAGACGUGAAGUCUCAGCGUGUGAAAGCUCUGCUGGGUCUGUGUGGAGAAACAGGCGGAGACGCCCGAGACGAGCCCAUGGUGAACGGCACCGAACCCGCCUCACUCAAGGACAGCACACACACCAUGAUCGGUAAAGCAGAGAUGUCAGACUCGGCCACAGUUCUGGAGGCCUUCAAGUUCAUCGAGAAAGCAGCGGCAGAGUUCAGUGAUGAGGAGGAGGAUGAGGACAGCGAAGGACAGAACAGGAGCAUCGUGGAUCUGGCCACUAUGGUGAGGAGGAAGGUGUCCCCGUCUCCCUCCUCGUCCUCCACAGACGUCAGUGAGGAUCUGGACACAGACGAGGUGCUGAAGGGCUUCGACUUCCUGGCCAACACUGAGGACAUGAUGGAGGGACAGACACAGGACACUCCUGCUGCUGGAGACUGGGGGCCGAACCGCUGUAAACUGCAGGACAUGUUGGCUAAUCUGCGGGAUGCAGAGGAUCUGUCCUCUAUCCAGCCUCCGGUGGCUCCACCAGCCCGGCCCAGUUUACCCCGACUCAACGAACACCAGCUGGGACGCACCGACGAAGUGGAAGCGAUGACGUUUCCUCCGUCCUCUGGAAAGUCAUUCAUCAUGGGGACAGAUGAGGCUCUGGAGAAUGAACUGGGUCUCGGAGAGCUAGCCGGACUCACAGUCGCUAACGAGGCCGAGAGUCUGUCCUACGACAUCACUAAUAAUAAAGACGCGCUGAGGAAAACGUGGAACCCCAAGUUCACGCUCAGGAACCACUUCGACUCGAUCCGCGGGCUGGCGUUUCACCCGGUGGAGCCGGUUCUGAUCACCGCAUCUGAAGACCACACGCUCAAGAUGUGGAACCUGCAGAAGACCGCGCCCACCAAGAAGUGUGCAGCUCUUGAUGUGGAGCCCAUCUACACCUUCAGGGCUCACAGAGGGCCAGUGCUGUGUGUGGUCAUGAGCUCCAGUGGAGAGCAGUGUUUCAGUGGUGGGCUGGACGGAACCAUCCAGAGCUGGAACACUCCAAACCCAAACAUCGACCCCUACGACUCUUAUGAGUCGUCAGUGUUGCGUGGUUCUCUCAGUGGACACACAGAUGCGGUGUGGGGUUUGGUGUUCAGCUCUGCUCAUCAGCGUCUGCUGUCCUGCUCUGCUGACGGGACGGUGCGGCUCUGGAGCGCUGCAGACACAGAGCCUGCCAUCGCCUGCUUCAACACAAAUAAGGAGCUGGGCGUGCCGUCAUCAGUGGAUGUGGUGUGCAGUGAUCCAGCUCACAUGGUCACGGCCUUCAGCAACGGCAGGACGGGAAUCUACAACAUGGAGACACGACAACUGAUCCUGGAGCUAGAGUCUCAGAGCGCAGGAAAACCUGAUGCGCCGUGUCAAAUCAAUAAAGUGCUGAGUCACCCGACGCUGCCCAUCACCAUCACCGCUCAGGAGGACCGACACAUUCGCUUCUUCGACAACAACACCGGAAAGCUGAUUCACUCUAUGGUGGCUCAUCUGGAUGCUGUGACGAGUCUAGCAGUGGAUCCAAACGGACUCUACCUGAUGUCUGGCAGUCAUGACUGCUCGGUGCGUCUGUGGAACAUGGAGAGCAAGACGUGCAUCCAGGAGUUCACGGCGCACAGGAAGAAAUUCGACGAGUCCAUAAACGACGUUGCGUUUCACCCCAGCAAGUGCUACAUCGGCAGUGCAGGAGCCGACGCACUCGCCAAAGUCUUCGUAUGACCUUCGCAAAAAACACAGAGAAAUAAAACACACCUCGUCCUGAUGAUCCGGGCCGGCCUGGAGCAACAAAACCAGGAGCUCCUGAUCCACAAGAACAUCCCUCUAGUCUUACUUUCUCUGGGUUUCAGUGGAUUUUUCCUGUCCUUCCUGACGUGAGCGCCAGCUGAUUUCCCCGUCUUACCUUUAUUUUUUUUUUCUCCUUUUAAAACGACGUGCCUUUUGCUUCACACAAACGUUUGCGCUCCGGAGAGGAAUUGUUUUAAACUCACUCAACUCCACGUCCAUUUAUUUGCUCUGAAAGUCAAGAUGAUUGUCUCAGUCAUGCGGGAUUUAUCCGAACGAUCUUGGAGAUGCAUUCAAUUAAAGGACUAAAAUCGAAAGGCGGCAGAUUUAUUCAAUUUGUACAUACUAUUACAAAAACAAACGUGACUCACUUUGAUGUUUGAAUUUUUGACGUUAAACGACUAAAUUUCUACAUGUUUGUGAAUAUAGAUGCAGACGUGAUUGAGCAUCAAGGUCAGAUUUGACUCGUUUCACUGCGGAAUGGGUCGUUUUUUGCAUUGCGAGAUUAUUAACGAAAAUUAUAUUGCAAUUUUGCGACGUAAAAAUAUGAUUUUGUUAAAUUUUGUGAGGAAAAAGCAUCAAAUCUCGACACUCCAAAGCCGUUUAGCAUCAAGAUGUAUGUCUCAUGAUUGACAUUUUUAAAGCUAUACGUUAAUAAUAAUAAUAUUUAUGUAAUGUUUAAAUAUAAGCCUGUCGGAGAGUUUGCGGUCGAAAAAACUAAACAAAAACAUGACUCAAUUAAAUGUUUGAAUUGUUGAGUAAACUACUAAAUUUCGACAUGUAUGUGAUCAUACAUGCACAUGAGGAUCCUAUUUGACUGAUUUUUCCACAGAAUUAAUCAUUUUUGCAUUGCGAGAUUAUUAACGAAAAUCAUGCUGCAAUGCUAAACAAAACAGGCUUCAAUUCUGCGAAGUAAACUAUUAUUUUGUUAAAUUUUGUGUUGAAAAACUAUCUCGACACUCCAAAGCCAUUCAACAUCAUGACGUACGUCUUUAGAUUUACAUUUUUAAAAAGCUAUACAUUAAUAAUAUUAUUUCCGUUAUUUUACUGAACGAUCUUGGAGAUGCAUUGAAUUAAAGGACUAAAAUCGAAAGGCGACAGAUUUAUUCAAUUUGUACAUACUAUUACAAAAACAAACGUGACUCACUUUGAUGUUUGAAAUUUUUGGAUAUAGCUACUAAAUUUCUACAUGUUUGUGAUUUUAGAUGCAGGCGUGACUCGUUUCAUUGCACAAUGGUUCGUUUUUGCAUUGAGAGAUUACUAAUGAAAAUUAUAUUGCAAUUUUGUGACGUAAAAAUAGGAUUUUGUUAAAUUUUGUGAUGAAAACCAUCAAAUCUCGACACUCCAAAGCUCCUCAGCAUCAAAAUGUAUGUCUUAUGAUUAACAUUUUUUAGAGCUAUACAUCAAUAUUUACGUCAUUUUUAAAUAAAAGCCUGCAAUAGGGUUUGCGGUCAGAAGAAAACAAACGUGACUCACUUUAAUGUUUGAAUUUUGUGGUAAAUCUACUCAAUUUCUGCGAGUUUGUGAUUGUAAAUGCACAUGUUUGAGCCUCAGGAUCAUAUUUGACUAGUUUCAACGCAGAAUUAAUCAUUUUUCGCAUUGCGAGAUUAAAACAAAAAUAAUGCUGCAAUGCUAAACGAAACAGGCUUCAAUUUUGUGACGAAAAAUAUGAUUUUGUUUAAUUUUGUGUUGAAAAAGCAUCUCGACACUCCAAAGCUCCAAACUUACGUCUCUAGAUAUACAUGUUUUUAAAGCUAUACAUUAAUAAUAAUAUUUUCAACAUUUUGCCAUAAAUUCAGUAACAUUCAGUCUUUAUUGUGAACAAUAUUGGAGAUGCUUUGAAUAAAAGACUAAAAUCGAACGCAACCGAUUUAUUCAAUUUGUAUAUAACAUUACAAAAAACGUGACUUUGUGUGAAUUUUUGAGUAAAGCUACUAAAUUUCUGCCUGUUUGUGAUUAUAAAUGCACACGUUUUAGCGUCAUGAUUAAAUUUGACUUGUUUUACAGAUUAUUAACGACAAUAAUAUUACACAGCUACAUAAAAACUGGCUUGAACUUUGUGACGUAAAUUUUAUUUAUUUAUUUUUAUUUAUUUAUUUUCCAAUAUAAUUCAACAUCAUGACGUACGUCUCUAGAUCAAAAUUUUACAAAGCUAUACAUUAAAUAAUAUUCACGUCAUUUUUAUAUAUAAACCUGCAGGAGGGUUUGCAGCCGACCCAAAAAAAAAACUGAUUGCAUUACGAUUUGCGUUGAGAUGAUUAACAAAAAUAAUACUGUCGUAAAUAUCUAAAUCAUUAACAUAAGCUUGAGACAUAAAAUUUGAUUUUGCGAUUUAAGAAAUCAUCGACUCUCAAAACUCAAAAACAUCAGGACGUACAUCUCUCGAUCACGAUUUAUUUGACACUAUACAUUAUUAAUCAUAUUUACGUAAAUUUUGCAUAUAAACAUUUAAAUUUAAUAUUUAAACUCAAUCUGACGCCAUUUUGUGUGUUUAAUAUUUAAAAUCAUCUCAUUAAUUAACCUACAAACAUGGAGUAAACAAGUUCAGAAUAUUUGACGCAUUUUAUGUCGAUAAAUCUUGCGUCGUUUUGACGCGUACAAUGAUCCGGAUCUCUAUAUUUGUGGGAAAUCUGUUGAUGUUUAUUUAUUUUUGGCCUUGUUUUUUCUGUAAUGCCAAACGUGAGCGUCAGGAGCGGUUAAAUAAGACGUAUAACUCACCUUCGCUUUUACGUUUCAUAUGUGAAGGUGUGUGUUUUUAAUGGCGGUGUGGCUGGUGGGCAGCUCCAGGAUUACUUUUAAUUUGUUUUUGUUUUUUAACUGGUCUGUGAUUACUUGAACUCUCUAGGUGUGUGUGUGUGUGUGUGUGUGUGUGUGCAGGUGUGUGUGCGUGUUUUGAACUGCUAGCAUAGAGAUUUUCUGCUUUUAUUGGGAAUGGUUUGCCUUUAACUGAUGCCAUGAGCACUACAGGAGCGCAGUGUUUGUGCGUUUCCCAGUGGAAAGAGGACGUUUGCUGUUUUACCAAAUGCUGUUAAAGGACUAGUUUAGCAUGGUGAAAUCUGCUAGCAUUUACUCGCCCUCGUGUGUUUUCUGCAGUAUUGAUUGCAUUUAUAUCACAUGAUGAAAUACGCUGGUUUUGACUUCCUCUCAGAUAAUUCUGACAUUUAAUUUCUUGCCAAGUGCGAGGGGAAAUAAUCUCAAUUUUAAGGGUUUUACUGCAAAUUGUAAAUCUUUAAAACAUCUAAAUUUAGGAGGAUUUUAAGAUACAAAUUCAGAAUUGCAUUGAAAAAACAGAAGUUUGGGGUUUUAGGUUGCAAAUCUUCUCAUUUUUUAACUUUGCUAAUAUUUUUGUCAAUUUGUUAAAUUAUACAGGUGCAAAACUCACAUUUUUGAGAGAAAAUGAUCAUAAUCUUGAGAAAACAUCAGCAGUUGAUAUCUGAAAAAUCAAACUUUUUUGUUUUUGUAGAAUUGCAGGACAUUUCUGAGAUUUUCUCCUGCAAUUUUGACGUAUAAUUGCUCUCGUUUCUGAGAACCUGCGCGUUUAUGAAGUUUUCUUGGACUUCUGUUUAUUACAUCUUGCCAUUUGUUUUCCUCAAAAUUGCAAUGCAAAAAUACAAAGAAAUACAAAUAAUAAACAAAAUUAUAUAAAACAAUUAAAAUAAAAAGUUUUAUUAAACGUUCUAAAGUUUUUCUUUUUAAGAAUUGCACCUUUAUUUCAGUUUCUCACUAUUGCAAGUUGACUUUUUAAAAUUGCGAAGCUACAAAGUCUUAAUUCACAAUAAAUUAUAGAUUGCGUUUAUAUCGCGUGAUAAAAUACGGUCAUUAUGACUUCUCAUCACAUAAUUCUGACAUUAAUUUUCUUGCCAAGUUUAAGAAAAAAGCUGAAAAACUCUUAAGAGCCACAAUUUGUGAGCUUUCAGUUUAUAUGUUAAGCUUUUUGCUCAAUUGCAAUUGUGAUUUUGUACAUUAAAAUUGCACAAAAAUAUCAUGAGAGUAACUCAAAAUAAAAGCCCUCUGAGUUUUGGUUGCGUUUUUUUUCUCAGAAUUUAAAAUUGCUCACAUUUUUGAGAAAAAAAAAGAGCAAAUUGUGAGACAUGAACUCAAAAAGGACUCAGUCUUUGCAAUAGUUUUUCUCUAUUGUGAGUUUAGGUCUUGCACUUUGAGAGUUUUAUUUCCUCAGAAUUACAAGUGAGAAUCACAUUAAUGAAAAUGAGUUUAGGGGGAAUUUUAAGACCAAUUCACAAUUGUCUGGUUUUGGGGUUCUUUGGGGAAUCUUCAUUUUCUGCAUUUGCUAUUAUUUUUGUCAUUUUUUUCCACAUUUUUUUUGCAAUCUGAGAAAAAGAUUAUAAUUUUCAGAAAACAUUAGAAGUUUAUAUUUUAAAAAUCAAACAAUUUGUGAGCUUUCAGUGUAUAUUUUAACUCUAUUUCUCAGUUGCAGUUGUGACUUUGUACGUUAAAAUUGGAAAAAGAUAUCAUGAGAGAAUUGCAAAUUAAAAGUCCUUUGAGUUUAUAUCUUAUGGUUCCAAAUUUCAGAGAAAAAAAAGCAAAAACAAAUUGUGAGAUAUUUUUGCAACGUUAUUUCUCACUGUUGUGGGUUCAGAUCUUGCAGUACGAGAGUUUUUUCCUCAGAAAUACAAUUAACAAUAAAGAGCUGCAAUUUAGAACAAUGAAAAAUCUGAAUUUUGAGGGAAUUUUAGGAUUCAAAUUCUCACAAUUGCAAUGAAAUAUUGAGAUUCUGGGGUUUUAGGUUGCAAAUCUUUUUAUUUCUUACAUUUGCUUAUACUUCUGUCAUUUAUUUAUUAUAUAAAAAUAAAAUAAUAAUAAAAGUGCUAAAAAUCUGAGAAAAAAAUCACAUUUUUGAGAGAAAGAGAUAAAACGUUUGAGAAAACAGAAGUUUAUAUCUGAAAACUUUUCUUUUUUCACAGAAUUGCGAGACAUUUUUGAGUUUAAUCAUAUGUUUAUUAUAUAAUUCCUCCUGUUUCUGAGAACGUGUGUUUUCCUGCACUUGUUUAUUACAUCUUCAAAUGAUUUUUUUCUCAAAAUUGCAAUGCACAGAUACAAAGGUGCAACCGUGAAAAUAAAAAACAAGUUACUAGGUUUUUCCUUUUCAGAAUUGCAGCAGUUUCUCGUUACUUGCGAAGCUACAAAAUCGUAAUUCACGAUAAAAUAUAGAUUACGUUUAUAUCACAUGAUAAAAUAAGCUUGUUAUGACACUUCAUCACAUAAUUCUGACAUUUAUUUUGCAAAGUGUAAGAAAAAAAAAGCAAAAUCUUGAGAACUUAUAACUGCUAAGCGUUCAGUUUAUAUUUUGCUAUUUGAACUUAUUUCUCCUUUGCAAUUGUGAGUUUGUAAAUUAAAAUUGCAAUCAACAAAUCUUAAUCAUCAUUAAAUAUUGCGCUUUUAUUUCAGUUUCUCACUGUUGCAAGUUUGCUUUUUAAUUUGCAAAGCUACAAAGUCUUAAUUCUAAGAAAGUUCUGCAUUCCUUAUUUUUAAUAACGUCAUUUGUCCACACGGGGGUGAUGUAAAUCCUUCAUUUUUCAUAUUCAGAAUAUUCUACUCCUUUAACCGUGAGCUCUGGGAUGUGUUCGGGAAGCGUGAGUGAGUGUGUGUGUGUGUGUGUUUGUGUGCGCGUGUGUUUUCGUACUAGUAAAGAUAUUUUCUGAUUUCGUUCAUUUUGGUGCGUAUUAAUUUUAGAUAUAAGAGAGAAUCUUCUGGAUAUGUAUAGUUUUAAAGUAUUGAUCGCGGAUGUAUUUAUGAAGCAGAAUACGCUGUAUAUUAACCUGCCAAUCCACUGCGGAAGAAGCGGAUAAUAAGGAUAAUAGUGUAGUUGGCGCCACCUGCUGGUCAGAGAUGGAGACUCCAGAUGAUUGGUUACGGAUCCAUUAAUGUGGAAAACAGCGGAGGGAGGCGGUGCGAUGUGAUUGGACGGUCUGGCGAUGAUGUCAUGAGCAGGCACUGACCUUUGACCCCUCUGCUUGUAUAGAGAGAUUGUGUCUGGACAGAUUGUGUUAAUAAUAAAUGCUAUACUCCUCCUGUACAUAUUUUAUUAUUGAUAUUACAGUUUAUUCUUGAUUUCUUGUUGUAUUCUCUUCUCUCUUUUUUUCCUCAGAUGGACAUUUAUCAAUAUAAUACAAUAAUAAAAGAAUAUGUUGUAUUUCA